CGUUGCGUAAAAGCUGCAGCUCGACCUUCUUAGCCUUACUCCCAUAGCGGAAGGCCUGCGAGUCGUAGAGGUGCAGCAUCUCUAUUUUCGGCAGGUAGUCUAGCAGGACUGGUGGUACCAUUGCUCAGCAAUAGACCAACUACCCUUCAAGGGCUUGAAGAGAAGUAGCAGGUACCGUUUUUCGUACUCCGUUUGUGACGAGGACAAAUUCUUAGUAGCGGUUUCGGUGACAUUGACUUGUGUGUGAAACGUAUUCUAGUGAGUGUCAAGUUCAAGAGACAGUACUUCUGCGGGUUUAGUACAAAUAUAGUUAAGCUCCAUUAUUUUAAAGAUGGCCAGCAGUACGCACCUCAGUAUUGGUUUAGUCUUAGCAUUAUGUUUUAGCUGUUGUUUAGGUCGAAUAGCAUUCGAAAAAUUGACAGAUUACGACUACAAAGGCACGACUUACUACACAGUAAAGAACCUGAGUCUCUACGAAUGUCAAGGAUGGUGUAGGGAGGAAUCUGACUGUCAAGCAGCUGCUUUCAGUUUUGUACUGAAUCCUCUAAUACCAGUCCAAGAAACUCAAUGUCAGCUACAAAACGAAACUCAGGCUAACAUACCUACGGCAACGCCUCAGAGAAGCGUCAACAUGUAUUAUAUGACGAAGCUGCAGCUGAGAAGCGAAAAUAUUUGUCUUAGGCCCUGGGCUUUCGAAAGGGUGCCCAAUAAAAUGAUCAGGGGUUUGGAUAAUGCCUUAAUCUACACGUCUACUAAGGAAGCGUGCCUGGCGGCUUGUCUGAAUGAGCAUCGCUUCACAUGCAGAUCGUGCGAGUACAACUAUAUCACGCUACAAUGUCAACUCAGUGAUACUGACAGACGGUCUGCAGGACAGUUCGUGCAGUUUGUAGACGCCCAAGGAGUAGACUACUUCGAAAACUUAUGUCUAAAAGGAAACCAAGCUUGUAAAGGUAACAGAAUCUUCCAAACGCCUAGAAUAGGGGUAGCAGAAGACAAAGUCUCACAAUACGCCACUCUCCACUACUACACGGACAAAGAGCUUCAAGUAACCUCAGAAGCAGCCUGCAGAUUAGCUUGUGAAAUCGAAAACGAAUUUCUGUGCAGAUCAUUCUUGUUCAAAGGACCUCCAAUGGGUGCGCAAUACAACUGUCAGCUGUUCCAUUUAGAUCACAAGACGUUGCCGGAUGGUCCUAGUACUUAUUUGAAUGCAGAAAGGCCUUUGAUUGACAGUGGUGACAGGAUAGGAAGCUAUUUUGAAAAUAGUUGUGAAAAACCAUCAGCCGGUGCAGGAUCAGGAGAAAACACACUCCCAGUGGAAUUUGAGACGUCCCAAGAUCCCAAUCUCAAUAAUCUGACCAAGACUGCUGACGUAAACUGUGAUAAAACAGGAACCUGUUAUGAUGUGGCGGUAAAUUGUAAAGACACCAAAAUCGCCGUUUCUGUAAGGACAAACAAACCAUUCAACGGAAGGAUUUAUGCUUUAGGUAGAUCGGAAACUUGUAACGUUGACGUCAUCAACAGCGACCUUUUUAGGCUGGAUUUGACUAUGACUGGCCAGGAUUGCAACACCCAAUCAGUGACGGGAGUAUACAGUAAUACAGUAGUACUCCAGCACCACAGCGUUGUCAUGACCAAAGCUGACAAAAUCUACAAAGUAAAAUGCACAUACGACAUGUCUUCGAAGAACAUCACUUUCGGAAUGAUGCCUAUCAGAGAUCCAGAAAUGAUCAGCAUCACUUCUGCUCCUGAAGCACCACCACCAAAGAUCCGCAUCCUGGACAGCCUGAACAGAGAAGUGGAAACGGUGAGAAUUGGGGACAAGCUCACUUUCAGAAUCGAAAUUCCAGAAGAUACACCUUACGGUAUUUUUGCCAGAAGCUGCGUGGCUAUGGCCAAAGACUCCAAGAGCAUCUUCCAGAUAAUCGACGACGAGGGAUGUCCCGUAGAUCCCAGCAUCUUCCCCGCUUUCAACCUGGACGGCAAUGCUCUCCAAUCCAUCUACGAAGCCUUCAGAUUCACCGAAUCUUACGGUGUGAUCUUCCAGUGCAACGUCAAAUAUUGCCUAGGACCUUGUGAACCUGCUGUUUGUGAAUGGGGCAGAGACUCUCUAGAAUCCUGGGGCAGAAGGAAGAGAAGCGUCCAAAAUCAAACCGAAGAGGAGAAAGAAGAAGAUAUGACCCUUAGCCAGGAAAUCCUAGUUUUGGACUUGGGUGAUUUCGAACAAUCCGACUUCUUGAAGAGCGAUCCCAACAGCGCAGAUUUUGGAAAAGACAAAACCGUCACCAUUGUCGAACCUUGCCCGACUAAAACGUCAGUUUUAGCGUUAGGAGUGACAUGCGCUCUAUUAGUACUGCUCUAUAUCACGACCUUAUUCUGUUACUAUAUGAAGAAAUGGCUAAACCCAUCGAAAAGAUUCGCUUGAAUUCGAACUAGCAUUUGCCGUCCUAAUUAAGGCUUAUUACUAUACGAAAUACCCCCGUACGUAUUGGAUUAAAGUACUUACCGAUCAACCCGGGUAUUUUCCCAGUUUUUAGUACCUUUUUAGAAAAAUAAGAAAAGGUAAUCAUGUGGCAAUAAGUACUAUAAAGCAACGUAUUCAUUUUUAAGGAUAUUUUAGUAAUAAAACCAAUAUAUUUAACACAUUUUAGUUCUGAGUAGCAUUUUCUUCCGUUGUAUAUAAAUAAAAAAAAUUAAAUGCUACUUGGUAUAUAACUAUAUUUUUUUGUGAUAUUUCACACAACAGCUUCGUAUUGGAUAAAAAAAAACGAAGAUUGUUGUGUAAAAAUCAGAAAAUAUGGGGUCA
Sitophilus oryzae (rice weevil) is the source of this 2803-nucleotide messenger RNA. RefSeq lists its product as uncharacterized. NCBI's taxonomy places the organism in Eukaryota, Metazoa, Arthropoda, Insecta, Coleoptera, Curculionidae. The transcript is spliced from 13 exons. The coding region runs from base 332 to 2422 and encodes 696 amino acids. The record is from RefSeq and is a predicted model, not a curated record.